CCGCCCAUCGCGUCGCAUGAAACAGACGUCACGACGGUAAACAAGAGCAUGUCGCACACACCGACUCGACCAAGAGGUACAGUGUUGGAGAUCGCGUGUUUUACCUGUAGUGUGAACACACACCACUGCCGCCGUGAGCCGGAGCGACACUUCAGCGACUCGUCAUCCGUGUGCUCCGUUUGAGAGAUGAUGAACGGCCAAGCGGACGUCGAGGUUGACUACAAGCGGAAAUACAAAAAUCUGAAGAGAAAGUUAAAAUUCCUCGUUUAUGAGCAGGAAUGCUUUCAGGAGGAGCUGAGGCGAGCACAGAGAAAACUUCUGAAAGUUUCUAGGGACAAAAGCUUCCUCCUGGACAGACUGCUGCAGUAUGAGAGGAUAGAUGAGGACUCGUCGGAUUCAGAAGCAACCGUUUCUUCAGACAACAGCGAAGGAGAAGGGCCCAGGGAGAGGGAGAGGGAACGGGACCGAGAAGGAGCAAAGAAGCGAAGAACUAGUCCUGGGGCGUGUCUUCCCUCCUCAUCCUCCCCUCAUCUCUCCUUGCUGUCCCGUCCUGGUGUCAAUCCACUGCAUUCAUCGGGCUCUGGACCGUACCUCAACACUAUGCCCUUCCCACCAGAGUAUUUGGCUCCCCCAGCUGAACGCAUGAAGAAAGAGAGAAAAACAAAGACGCCAAAAAACAAGAGAGAACCUACAGGGAAGGUUGUCACUCCAAUGGCAGCUAAUUACCCAUCUGCCACUGCGGCUCCUCCGACAGCCAGCAGCCCCUUCAGCUGGGUUCCCAGACAGAUGCUUAGUGGAGAUGCGGCGGAGGAGGAAGGGGAGAGCGAUGGAGACAGCGACAGAGGAGAUGAAGACAGAGGGGAGGGGGACGAGGCAGAACUAGUCAUUGACAUCCCCAACGAGUGAGCGCGUGUGUGUGCGUGCAUGCGUGAAGGUGUAUUUAUAAGCAGGAGAUGGAGAGGUUCUACGUGUGUGUGUGUGUGUGUGUGUGUGUGUGUGUGUGUGUGUGUGCGUGCGUGCGCGCGCAGGAGCAAAACACAGAAUGUGACUGGAUGUAUUUCCAUUUUCAACGGCCCAUUCUACAUUUUCAAAAGGGAACCGUGCUCCCCCCUGUGGACUUUUGCUAAACAGCAGCAUUGCUGUCAUAAAUAUCUCCCACAGAAAUGUCUUUCAUAUAUUUUGUCAAGAAUUAAAACUGUGACAAAAAUAAAGUUUGUCAGCUUUUAAGAAAAAUCUACUGACACCGUGAUGAUCGGAUGCUUUAGUGCUCAGUUUCAAACUUCCUGUUGUCAUCUUUUUGUCUAAACAUCAGAGCAAUGCACAACAAUGACUACAACUAGGUGUGUCCUAUGAACAGGAAGUUUGUGUUUGUUAUUUGUCUUGCAUUGUCCAACCCCCAUCUCAGACUUUGUAUUCUAUUAGAGUCCAGUAAAAAUGAUUGGUACAGGCAGUUUUGACAUCUGUCAUUUGAACUAUUAUGUUGAUAUUAUGAUAAUGAUUCUAUCAUUAAUUCAUUAUGUUUGUAUGAUACUACAUUUUUUCAUAAAAUUGGAAAAAAAAAAAACAAUCAAAGUUUUAUCUGUUAAUGGAAAUGCACUAUUUUUGCACUCACCAAAUUCUGUGUCAGAGAAUAAAAUGUUAAAAGUGAAA
Scophthalmus maximus (turbot) is the source of this 1650-nucleotide messenger RNA. It is a transcript of the gene ino80e, whose product is annotated as INO80 complex subunit E. NCBI's taxonomy places the organism in Eukaryota, Metazoa, Chordata, Actinopteri, Pleuronectiformes, Scophthalmidae. Gene Ontology annotation, biological process: chromatin remodeling. The transcript is spliced from 8 exons. The record is from RefSeq and is a predicted model, not a curated record. The coding region runs from base 187 to 906 and encodes 239 amino acids. Gene Ontology annotation, cellular component: nucleus; Ino80 complex.